Molecule: messenger RNA, 1755 nt
Organism: Varanus komodoensis (Komodo dragon)
Lineage: Eukaryota; Metazoa; Chordata; Lepidosauria; Squamata; Varanidae
Gene: SKA3
Product: spindle and kinetochore associated complex subunit 3
Exons: 10
Coding region: 68-1405 (445 amino acids)
Biological process (GO): mitotic cell cycle; chromosome segregation
Cellular component (GO): outer kinetochore; spindle microtubule
Source: RefSeq, a predicted model, not a curated record
CGUCCGGGAUUCUACAAAGGGAAAAGAGGAGCACAUAUCACCGCCUUCUGCUCCUGCAACUCCACUUAUGAGAGGGCUUGGAAGGCAGAGGCUCCAGUCAAGAGGUCCUUGCCCUCCUUUGUACCACCAUCAGCAAGAACUGGUAUUUUCUCCCAUUAUGGAUGUGACAGGAAACUUUUUCAACAAACUGCGAAGCAUAGCUGUCACUUUGGAGAAACAGACUAAACAGUUUAAGCAAGUUUUCCAUGGUGAUGACACAGAAUUUGAAGAUGAAUCUCCAAUGAGAUAUUUACAUGAACUAUACUCUGAAGUCAGGACACUAAAGGGUGAUGUUGAUAAUACUUUUCAUAAGAGUUCUUCAGAAAGAGAUGCUACAUGUGACUUCAUAAAAGCCAGUAAAGUUCUGAUGAAAAGAAAUGAAACAGAUCUUGAGAAAAUAAGAGACCUGUUCCACAAAUAUGGUUACAACCCACGUGUUGACAAACCUACAGUAAAGGAUAAAGCUGAAAACAAAGUUGAGUCUACUUUGCCUGAGCAAGAAGGUCCGGAAAACCUUGAUCGUUCUGGAAAAUCACCUGGCUCUCAUAGUCCACGGCAAAUUCCACAGCUUUCAGAUUUUGGACUUUCAAAAUAUGCUUUCCCAACUACUGCAAGCAAAGUGUAUCCUCAGCUUCAAGCACAUAUACAGAAAGAAGAGCCAAGAACAGAUGCCUCACCCAAAACGGAACACUUCCGUAUGCACGGAGAGGUCCUGUCUUUGAAUGAUGAAACCACAUGUUUAAUGGAAGACCAAACAAUCUUCCUACUUAAUAAUGCAAAAAACAUUAAACGGGGCUUGAAUGGAUCAGCAGUGAUAUCACUACCAAACAAGAACCUGGAUACACCUAAGCAGGAAAACAAAGUAUGUGAUUAUGAUUAUAUGACCUCACCUGCUGCACCUACAUUUUGCACACCUGGUCUGAAAAUUCCCCAAAGAAAGAACACAGAUUUACCAAAAUCCCCAAAGAGUAACUGUUCAGCUGCAUCUAAUCAUGUGACAGAGAAACCGCUACCAAAUACACAGUCUCUGAAAAUAGAAUCUAAACAAACAUGUAUUGCUGAAAGACCAAAUAAAGAUCUGAUAAAAGGUGCUGCUGCAUCUGUUCUGUGCUCAGAUAACUAUCUGGAAUGUGUUGAAGAGCCCUCUCCUCCAGCAAUAUCAGACUACAGUAACCUAUUCAGUUCACCACCACCACCACCUGAAAUCACUGUGAUUCCAAAACAGAUUUUUCAGAUGUUAUCAAAGUACAAUCCAAACAUAGCACCUAGAUCUUUAGAGAAGAGGACUGAUGGAAGACUUGCUAUACAUGAGAAAGAGCUUACUGUUGGUUUUGGGAACAAAGAAAACUGGAAGCAUUCUGAAUGAACUACACUAGACUACCUGAUUUUGUUGGGGCUACCCUCUUCCAAACUGUUUAGAAAAAAAUAACUACACAGGAAAACACCUGAACAGAAUAAUUUCCUUUGAAACCAUGUGAGAACAGGUUCUUCUGAAACUGUGUUCUCUCUUCACUAUAAAUUUGUUAACAUUUAAUGAAGAAUAUAAAAUAAAAAUAGCUGCAUUUUAUCUAUAUGUUUCAAACUCAGCAUUAUGCUAUAUGCUAACGUACUGGCACAUUGUUAUUCUACUUGGAGCAUAAGUUUAUGAACAUUUAAACUGAAAAAGUCCCACAAAUCACAACAUCCCUCAGUCAGCCAGUUAUUUUACAUUUUAGA